This is a messenger RNA of Neocloeon triangulifer, 931 nucleotides long. RefSeq lists its product as uncharacterized. Lineage: Eukaryota; Metazoa; Arthropoda; Insecta; Ephemeroptera; Baetidae. The record is from RefSeq and is a predicted model, not a curated record. The transcript is spliced from 8 exons. Bases 71 to 931 code for a protein of 286 amino acids.
GUCAGAUUAAUUUGUCGUUCCGUAGGAACACAUUUCAACUUGAAAUCCUUUCCUACCACAAUAAUCAAAAAUGACAAAGUGGACAAUCUUUUUAUUAAUGACGCAAUUUAUGUUGACUUAUUCCUAUCUUGGUCAGCAAAGAGUUGUAAAAAUUAAAUUCAUUUCUGGGUCGAAGCAAAAUAUUACAAAGCGAUUUCAAAUAAUCAAUUGUUGUGGAGAAAAAUCUUGUAAUUCUGGAUUUCUGAACAAAACUACAAGAGGUACUGCAAAGGUGAGCGCAAGGACUUCACAAGACGUUUUUACUUCUGUCAAAGAAUCUAACCCAGAGCCAACUACUGGUGAAACAGUAAUAACAACCAAUGGAGUGCUAAACACUCAACAACCUAUUGAAAACACAUCGACUGAUAUUACAUCAUCUUCUGAUGCUUUACCGACUGGUUCCUUGCCGCAAGAAACAAUGCAAAAUACUACCCCCGUUCCCGAACUUCCCACAUCUGCACAAACGUUGCCCCCAGAAACGUCCCCAUCAAACACAAACCCUGCAGUUGCCGAAACCAGUCCAGCACCAACUGAAACAACGACAUUAAUUACAACAACUACAAUUAUUACAACUACAACUACAGUCACAACAACCACAACUCUCCCGCCAACAACUACCUCUAGUUGUAUCUGUCCAACCCUUACUUGUGCAACGGAGAACCAGAAGAAAGAUGAAGCUAUAAAAUGGAUUUCUGCUAAUGGCGUAUUCAGACCAGCGUGCAAAAAGCAAUACUUCGUCAGCACAGCCUCGCUAACUCGGGACAAUGCAGCCAUGGAAUGUUGCAAAUAUGGCAUGGAGCUAUUAAAUAUUAACAGCCAAACUGAACUUGGUUGUUUGGAUGCCAUGAAUAAAGGCAAUUUCUCGCUUGUUUUAACCAUGAAAAAGAUUUAA